Molecule: messenger RNA, 537 nt
Organism: Nicotiana tabacum (common tobacco)
Lineage: Eukaryota; Viridiplantae; Streptophyta; Magnoliopsida; Solanales; Solanaceae
Source: RefSeq, a predicted model, not a curated record
AUGGCAAAAAACAUAGAACAAAUUUCUUCAGGAAAAAACAGCUUGUUUGUUAGAUGCUAUCUUCCAGCAGGAAACAACCAAAGAGUUCAACUAAAUAGCGAAGAAAUAAUCUCAUCAUCAAAAUCUGAUAAUAACUUGUUUUGGGAUGAAUCUUUCUCAUUGGAUUGCAUGGGAACUCAAGACUCCAUUAACAUGCUCAAGCAAGGAACAGUCAUUUUAGAGCUCCGGUCAAGAAAAUAUCUGCCAGUUUUUGGGGAAAAUAUUGGUGGAUCACAAGUGUUGGGAAGAGCUGAAAUUCCAUGGAAAAGAGUAUUUGAGUCAACAGAAAUGGAGAUUCAGGAAUGGGCAAUCAUGGCCACUUCUAAGUAUAAUAAGCGUGUGCAUAACGAAGAUGUAAAACCUCCGGUGGCGAAGGGUGUUCGGGUGAACACCCUUGCGCCCCCUAAAUCCGCCCCUGGUGGGUGCAAUAGUAAUAGUAUUUUUAGCGCUGAUGAUUAUGAAAUAUUUGCACUUGGAGUUGCCCUAGAUGCCCUUUAA